This is a messenger RNA of Bombyx mandarina (wild silkworm), 614 nucleotides long. RefSeq lists its product as uncharacterized. NCBI's taxonomy places the organism in Eukaryota, Metazoa, Arthropoda, Insecta, Lepidoptera, Bombycidae. The record is from RefSeq and is a predicted model, not a curated record.
AUGCGUUUAGAAUUACCCCAAUGCAGGAGAUGUUUUUUCUGCAUACCUCUGCGUUACGGUAUCAUUGUGUUUGGUUAUUUAAAUAUGACGUUUUCUUUACUGAUACUAGGGGUUGAAUCGCAUUGGUUGGUUCGUACUAAUAAGAUUACGGACCUUCUCACUGAUAUUCCUAUGAUGUUCAGGGGGACUGGAAUGUAUACUCACGUAUGGUUCACCAUCGUCAUUUACACUCUAGAAGUCGUUUUUAAUAUCAUAUUAGUGAUAGGAGCCCACGCGAAGAGACCGUAUUUAAUGCGAAUCUACUAUUAUUAUAGUAUAACAACAACUUUAGCUGCUUUUGUAGUUCUAUUGGUUGUGAGACAAGACUACGGAUACACGAGGUUCGAUCCCAUUGAUGUGUGCUUGGCUUUCAUUGGCUUGGUCAUGCAGUUGUAUCUCACGCUGCUGAUACAUAAUGAACUAUCCAAAAAUCGUUAUCAGGAAGGGCGGAUGAGUUACGUCAACCACGUAUCGGAAGUCACUUUCCAUCCUGUGGCCUGGGUAGAUACGAAUCCGUAAUCGAAAUGAAAUAUUUUAAGAUAAUUAAAAUUGUACAUUUCCUUAAUAAAGUGUUA